Drosophila serrata is the source of this 1917-nucleotide messenger RNA. RefSeq lists its product as uncharacterized. NCBI's taxonomy places the organism in Eukaryota, Metazoa, Arthropoda, Insecta, Diptera, Drosophilidae. The record is from RefSeq and is a predicted model, not a curated record.
CGCGCCGCGUCGUGGCCUCCCCAGCAAAUAACCCCCAGACAAUAUUAACCCCAAGCCGAAACCCCAACAAAGCCCAGUCUCCACUUUAAACCGAGAAACGCGGAAAAUACAAAUCAAAUUAGAAACGCAAGAAAAAAAAACCGCAAAAAAAAGCCCAAAAGUUAAGAAAACAACCCGAAAAAAGUUCCUCUAACACCGAUUGAUUUUUUUUUUUUUUGCUGUGCGAGCAAGACAAAGAAAAGAAAGAGAGUGUGUUCUCUAAAAAGAAAAAGUAAUACAGAAAGAAGGAAGAAAGGAAACCAAUGCAAAGAUGUGCCACAAUUCGGCCAUUAUGGAAAAAAACAACGACGAGCAGCAGAUCGAACGGUACAUGGCCUGCGGUAUGCCCUCCAAGGCAGUGCGCAGCGUUAAGUAUACGCUAAAGAAGCGCGAGAAGAAGCAGCAGCAGAAGAAGGAGGCGGAAGAGCAGCAACAACAGAGAAGCUUACAGCAACAACACUUACUGGAGGACCUCCAACUUAGCAGCAGCAGCGGCAGCGGCAGCGAUGCAACCGCCAGCAGCGCCAGUGAUAGCGAGGAUAGCGGUGCCGAUGUUGCGCCUGUGAACAAAACUGCUACCGUUUCGGAAGUAACCUUUAAGGAACAAAUCACCGCUGACACUGCCGUCAAAAGGGGCAGUUUCAAUAGCAAUAUUAACAGUGAACUUCUCAAAUUCUGCCCGCACUACCGUAAAAUGCAACAACAGCAAAAGCAACAACAGCAGCAACAGGAACAAAUGAUAAUGAAAGAGCAGAAACAGAAAGAGGAAGCGGAGAGCGGUGAAAUAACGGAACUCUCGGCAGCCGCUCUAAAAGCCCAACAGCAGCGAAAGCUUAGCUCCAUGGAGCCCUCAAUGGACGAUGCUCUGGCCAUUGGCACCCAGAUGACCCGUCAGGUGUCCGAGCGUAUCACCUGUCUGGUGGCCCAGCUGCAAGCCAGCCGUUUAUACACAAUUCUGACGCGUACAACACAACCAGCACACUUGAUAGCCGUUGGCAUAUUGGCCUUUGUGCUAAUGACUGUGGGACGCGAUCUCAUCGAUCCAACGACAACCACUGUGACAUCAACAACAACAUCAACAUCAGCAACAACAACAGAAGCAACAUCAAGACCAUCGACUAUACCAGCAGCUUUGGUCUAUCUUGGUGCCUUUGCCACCCACUUUGGAUCCCAGAUCUGGAUGACAUUUGUGUCUGGUCUCUCGCUAUAUUUCUCCCUGCCACGUCAUGUAUUCGGACAGUGCCAGCAAAUAUUAUUCCCUCGCUACUUUGCCCUCAAUGCAAUGCUCAGUUUAACCAUGUUGGUUGUCUAUGCCAAAUACUUUUUGAGCGGAUGGACAACGGCGGCUGGCAUUCAAAUGGGAUCCCAUGCCUUGGCCACCGGCAUUGAGGUGGUGGUGCGUCUGUAUUUGGUGCCACCGAUGUUGCAAUUGAUGCACGAGAAAUACAGGAUCGAGGAUGCAAUUGGAAGUGGCCAGGAGGUUGGCAGUUUGGUUCAGGGCGAUCUUGUCGAUUGCCCGCAUUACCAACGCAUUCAUAAGGGAUUCCGGCGUAUUCACAUGACCAUUGCCAUUGGCAAUAUGACCGUCAUGCUGACAACGUGUCUGCAAUUGUAUUUUCUGGCAUCGAAAAUACAUUUCAGCUAAGGCACUAAGGCUGAGCGGAGUGAAGAAUUUAUUAGAGAACCAGGGAUGCCCAAAAAACACAUAUACCUAACUCUACGAAUUUUGAAAUCAAUUGAGAAUUAAUUUGUUCAAAUCGAAAAGAGGUUUCGCUGGGCAUUCCUCAUAGAAUAAGUUAACAUCAUCAUCACCAUAAGCACAUUAAAUCACAAUACCAACCGUAUAUUGCAAUGUUCAGUGCUUUUCUCAAAAAAAAA